This is a messenger RNA of Danio aesculapii, 1292 nucleotides long. RefSeq names its product ST3 beta-galactoside alpha-2,3-sialyltransferase 1, like 2 (gene st3gal1l2). Bases 102 to 1049 code for a protein of 315 amino acids. Gene Ontology annotation, molecular function: beta-galactoside (CMP) alpha-2,3-sialyltransferase activity. The transcript has 7 exons. The record is from RefSeq and is a predicted model, not a curated record. NCBI's taxonomy places the organism in Eukaryota, Metazoa, Chordata, Actinopteri, Cypriniformes, Danionidae.
AGCAAAGGUCAGCUGGAAGAACAACCCUCGCAGGUGCGACUUUCUCAGUUAGCCUGGGUUUGGAAACAGAUGGGAUCAUUCAGGAGAGCAGAAGAGCAAAGAUGCGGGUGUUAACGCACUACCGGGGUCAUUAUGUGACAGUUGUCAUCUGUGUGAUCAUCCUUUGCAUGCACCUGGUUUUUCAACCCCCCACCGAUCCGUCGGAAAGACGCUGUGCAUGCAAAGAUUGUGUCAGAGAGCAAAGCCACAGUACCUGGUUUAAUGAACUCUACGACCCCUCUAUUCAACUACUGCUCACCCGGGGAAACUAUGUGCUUAGUAAAGACGUCUACACGUACUGGAAGGGCCUUCAGAAAAGUAAGAAGGACAGCGACUACAGAGCAGUGGUGGAAAAGAUGUUUUCUCUCUUCCCCGAUAAAACACGAUACACAGACGCAAGUCCAGACCGCUGCAGGACUUGUGCUAUAAUCGGAAACUCAGGCAACCUUAAAGGAUCCUGUUAUGGACGCCUCAUAGAUGCUCAUAACUUUGUCAUCAGGAUAAAUAUGGGCCCAACAAAAGGCUAUGAGGACGAUGUGGGGUCUAAGACCACUCACCGGUUUAUCUAUCCCGAGAGCGCUGUGGAUUUAGACAAUUCCACCUACCUGGUGCUUUCCCCAUUCAAAGUCCUGGACAUGGAGUGGCUCAUCAGUUCCUUCACCACGAAGAACAUCACACGAACUUACAAAAAAGUACGGGCGAGCAUAAAUGCCAACAGACAUAAGGUGAUGAUUUUGCAUCCUGCUUUCAUCAAGUAUGUCCAUGAGAUAUGGUUGGUGAAACAUGGCAAAUAUCCGUCCACAGGCUUUCUUGCCAUUAUAUUUGCCCUGCACAUCUGUGACCAGGUGUCUACGUUUGGGUUUGGUGCUGAUCAAUAUGGAAACUGGUACCACUACUUUGAGAAGACUUCAAGUAAAGUCCGCACAGGCGCUCACAGUGGCAGCUUCGAGUUCGACACCAUGAUGCAGUUGUACUUGGAAAGCAAAAUCCAGGUGUUCAGAGGGAGAUAAUGGGAUAUUGAGAUUUGCCACAAUGUUAAACCCAAACACUGCGUCACUAUGAAUGCACUUUACAAUACCUCACUGUCUUACUAAAUACUGCUGCAUGUAUUACUGUUAAACACUGAUUAUUGAAUCAUAAAUACUCUCCUAGUGUGUACUUAAAUAUAAACAUUUUGUUCAUAGCUCACCCAUUAAUGUAUUUUUUUUUCAAUUUACUCACCCUCAGGCCAUCCAAUGUGAUUUUUUUAUUCA